Lasiodiplodia theobromae is the source of this 2340-nucleotide messenger RNA. Its product is annotated as Ferric reductase. Gene Ontology annotation, biological process: intracellular iron ion homeostasis; iron ion transport; copper ion import. Gene Ontology annotation, molecular function: ferric-chelate reductase activity. Lineage: Eukaryota; Fungi; Ascomycota; Dothideomycetes; Botryosphaeriales; Botryosphaeriaceae. Gene Ontology annotation, cellular component: plasma membrane. The transcript has 4 exons. The record is from RefSeq and is a predicted model, not a curated record. The coding region runs from base 1 to 2340 and encodes 779 amino acids.
AUGGCUCCCAAUCGCUGGCCGAAUGCUCCCAUGCCGAGCGGUGUCUCCUACGCCGACCUUCCUAUCACUGAUCCGAACUGUAUGAACAUGUCAUGCAAGGCCUUCGCUGCUGGAUGGAACGAAUCACAGGACGAGAUCCCUCUUAUGACGUUAGUCAACUAUUCCUACUGGACCAUGACCUACUACAUGACCUGGAUCAUCAUCUUUGUGGUGGCACACAUGGUCCACGUCCUCAGCGACCGGUUCACAAGAGCCCGGACGCCGGGUAGCCCGCCACGAGCUGGAUGGACGCACAAGCUUGCCGCGAGCUACCGAUCGAUAGCAUACCGGAGAUUCGGCGGAUGGUGGACGAAGCUUGGCAUGCCCUCUCUCGGACUUUUUGCUUUGUUGGCCCUGUCAACCAUCUUCUUCAUUUGCUUGUUGUUUCCUGGACCGGCAUACCUUCGCUCUCGUUUCCGCUUCGGAUCUCCCCCAUUGUCCGUCCGGUGUGCCAUGACCAUCUCCGCCCUGCUACCGCUCCUGAUUGCGCUGGCUGGCAAGGUCAAUAUGUUCACUUGGGUAACUGGGGCAUCCUACGCGGAGCUCAACAUCUUCCACAGAUACAUUGGCGGCGUUCUGUUCGCUCUCGCUACCAUGCACACGGUACCACAUCUCGUGGCCCCUAUCCAAGAUGGCGGGUACGACAUGCUCGCUCAGUUGUUCAUCUGGAAGAGACGCGAGCUAUCCGGAGUCAUCCUGUAUUUCGUUUUCAUCUGCCUGAUGCUGCUUUCCAUCCCAGCCGUGCGUCGCCGUUUCUACGAAUUCUUCGUCUUCACCCACAUUUUCCUCGGCGUCUCAUUCUUUGGCUUGCUUUGGUGGCAUAUCAAGGGCGAAUACGCAUCGCCAAUCUACAUCUAUACCACUGUUGGCAUCUUCAUCUUGUCCAACCUCCUCCGCAUCCUUCAGCGGAACAAGUCCGUUCUGCAUGGCAAGCUCGGCGGCUUCCCCACACGCAUUGAGCGCCUCCCCGGGAAAAUCACCAAGCUCACCGUCGAGGUUCCGGCCGCUCUGCGUUGGAAGGCCGGCCAGCACAGCUACGUUCGCAUGCCGCGCGGCGUCAGCAACAUCUUCGACAACCAUCCUUUUACUAUUGCCUCCAUCCCGUCGACGUCUGGUCCAUCGCAGCAGCAGCAGUCCAACAAGAUGGUCUUCCUCAUCCGUGCCCACCGUGGCUUCACCGGCGCUCUCGAACGGCGGGCGAUUCUUUGUGAAGAAGAACAGAAGAUCGCCCGGCCGGGCCUCCCUUCUUCCCCUUCCUUCGCGUCCGCCACCACUACCACCACCGCCGCAUCCAGCAUCCGCUCGGUGGUCACCGAAAAGCCCAACAAGAACGCUUCCACCUACACCGUCGACGACGUCGAACGGUCCACCACGGCAGCCACGGCCACCACCAUGACCGAGAUCUUCGCAACCCCCACCCGUGCACUCGGCACCAUCAUCGACGGGCCUUACGGCACGUACGUCCCGCCCCUCCACCGCACCUUCGACACCGUCGUCCUCGUCGCCGCCGGUACGGGCAUCACGGCCGCGCUGCCGUACGCGCUCGACCUGUCGAGGCAGCUGCGCGACGGCGGUGCGGACGGAUGCAGCAGCACAACAGUGCAAGAGGUGCGGCUCGUGUGGACGAUCCGCGACGACGCGUGGAUCGAGUGGGUGCGCAGCGAGUUCGAGAGCAUCGUGCGCACGGCGGGCGCCGGCAAGAUCAUCGUGGACGUGUACGUGACGGGCAAGAAGAAGGCGGAGCUGCCGAUGCUGCAACAGCAACAGCAGUACAUUCCUGCGCUGCCUACUGCGCCGCCGCCGCCGGCGGCCUUCGUUCCUCACCACCACCACGACGAGAUGAUGAUGAUGCAGCCCUUGGCCAUCAGCGGGACCGCCGCCGGCCGCCGCGCCGCCCUGUCGCUUUUCCCGCCGGCGGGCAUGUCGCAGUGCUCGUCGUCCGCGACCUUGGCGCCGCCGCUGCCGCGGCCGUCGGAGGAUGUCAUCCUCGAGGACGUCGACGUCGACGAAAUCAAGCCCAGCUCUCCCAUCCACGUCACCACCACGACCACCACUUCCAUCUCCACCUCUGCCACUUCCUCGUCGCGCCAGCUGAACAUCAAGUACGAGGGCCGCCCGCGCAUGGCGAGCCUCGUGCCGCAGCUCGUGGGCGAGGCGCAGGGCGCAAGGGCGUUCGUGGUCGGGUGUGGCCCGGAGGCCUUGAAGGUGGAGCUGGGGAAUGCGGUGGCCGGGAUGCAGAAGGAUGUGUUUAGGGGCGAGAUGGAGAAGGUUGUGUUGCAUAUGGAGACGUUUGGGUGGUGA